Rotaria sp. Silwood2 is the source of this 2137-nucleotide messenger RNA. NCBI's taxonomy places the organism in Eukaryota, Metazoa, Rotifera, Eurotatoria, Philodinida, Philodinidae. The record is from the annotation of a GenBank genome assembly.
AUGGUAUGUAAUGAUGGACCAACUAUGGGUAUUAGUCGUUAUCUUGGUCGUCUUCUUGGAUUACUUUUUAAUGAUGCAACUCAUUGUAAAAAAUUUCACAAAACUUAUAAUGUUAGACAUGACAUGGAAUUCUAUCAGAAAAGUGGUCAUCUUCUACCAACGAUUUUAUUUACCUCAUUUAAUAUUAAUGAUUUAUGUUUAGAUUUUUCACAUCAACAAGUUAUGGAUGCUUUAGAACAUUUUCUCAAUUCUUACAACUCAUCAGAUCAUUCUAUUCAAGGUAUGACAAAUAGUACAAUUCUUCAACUUGUUCGUCUCGUACUCGAUGAACAAUAUGUUAUUUACAAUUAUAAAUUAUAUCGACAAACUGCUGGUAGUGCAUCUGGUUCAUCAUUAACUAUUCCAUUAGUCUAUAUCUAUUUAUUUUAUUGGCAACAAAAUUUAUUAGAAGAUCUUAUUAAUAAGAAUGAACUCUUUUUCAGAUAUCGAGAUGAAGCAUUUAUUACAUGGAACAGAUCUGAAGAUGAACUUUGUACAUUACUUGCUAUGGCUAAUUCACAAUUUUCACAACCUACAUGGAAUGUAAUUCAUAUUGGAUCAACUAUUCAUUUUCGUGAUAUUCUAAUAAUUAACAAUAGCGAACUUCUUCGAACAAGUGUUUAUCAUGAAGAAACAUUCGAACGGAUUAUGUUACUAUCAUCAUUUCGGGAUAUUCUUCAACCUGCAAUAAAACAAGACACAUGGAAAUGGCUACGAGCAUUUUUCUUAAAAGCCAUCCGAUAUUGUUCCGAUCAAGAUACUUUCAACGAAGAAAGGUAUGAAACGAAGUGGCAACUUAAUCUAUAUCAACUAUCUGAUAUUAUCUUCAAUGAAGCCAAUCAAGAAAUUAUCAACGAUUUUGGUGCAACAGUUCUCUACCCACCAUACACUAGAUCUAAUUACGAAAUUCUACGUAACCAUGUUUUCAACUAUGAUACAUAUCGAAAAGCAAAGAAAAAACAAAAAUAAAGACAGCAGAACGAGGAAACCGAAAUACAAUUUCAACUUCCUUAUAUACCAAACUUCGACGGAAGUACAAUAGAGAAAAUCGAACAACAAUUCAAUACCAACUUCCAUCAAUAUUUAAAAGACUAUGGAACAACACAAAAUAUUUCCUUGACGUUUAGACAAAAUCAAUCCUUCUUCGACAAAGCCAUCGAUUAUCUAGUGAAGAAACAGCCACCAACAAGUUACUUGACUUUGCCACAACAACCCAAAAUAUACACAAAGUAUGCAUUCAACCAAUAACCAACACCUUAUUAAACAUAUUGUUUUCUGUUCCAUAGACCAUCCACAGAUAACAACCCUCUUCAGGAACUGAUCAAAAAAACGCUACCACAGAAGUGACAUUUCUAACUAUUUCACUGAAUAUGGUUAUUUUCAUAUAUUAAAUAAAUCUCCACUAUUGCAUAAUAAACAUAUUUGAAAUAAACUACUAUAUUCAUUUAUAAUUUUUCAGAUUAAAAAAGAAAAUAAAACCGAAACGGAAGUACCCUGACACAAUCAAAACAACUACAGAAAACCACAAUUCAUCGUACCACAUAAAACAAGACUACAAGAAAAAACAAUAUUCUCCAUCGAACCAAUGCUGCCAAAAAACAACAGGCACAACACCCUUCCAAACAAAAUCAAACCAUCAUGGAUUAUGCUAACAUAAAAAAAACAAAUCACAAGGUAAAAACAACACAAAAAAACAUCCCCUGAGAGUUCAUACUAUAUAGACAGUACAACGAAACACGUGACAUUCGACUAACCUCAACGAAGCGCACCUCGACAACAUAGAGUUUAGACAAACGUUCUAAAAAAUCUACACACAGGUUAUCGUGGUAACUUAUGCACACCCACACCCACACCCGACUUGGGCAUACCCCUUCGUGAAAACUUCACCAUAAACACAACUUUUUACGCUCUUUCGAAUGAUGUAACUUUUAUGAACUCUGCAGGAAAUAAAAAUUUUCUUACCAGUCCAUAUGAAAUGUUUUUUUUUUGAUUAUCAUAAGAUUUUUUUUAGCCAUUUUAAGUUAAAAUAAAAUUAAAAGGCUCAAAAAUGUUUUCUUGAUUAAAAAUAAAUUCGGUCCUCAAAGAUUUGAGAGAGGGA